Mucor mucedo is the source of this 630-nucleotide messenger RNA. RefSeq lists its product as uncharacterized. The record is from RefSeq and is a predicted model, not a curated record. The transcript is spliced from 4 exons. Bases 25 to 444 code for a protein of 139 amino acids. Lineage: Eukaryota; Fungi; Mucoromycota; Mucoromycetes; Mucorales; Mucoraceae.
UCCAUCUAAUAAAAACAGAUAAAAAUGAAAUCUAUCAUCCUUUUGCUUGUAGCGUUUGCUGCCAUCUGUUAUGCCAAAUGUGAUUGUGAUGCGGCGGACAAUAGCUGUAUUAGUAAAUGUGUCGUGGAAGCAAAUAGUUGUGUUACUUCGUGUAAAGGUAAUAUCGAGUGUUACGAAAGCUGCAUAGAUGACAAGUGGCCAUCCGCAGACGCUGCUAAAGCAAUACCAAAGGCUACUUUUAAGGAAGUUUUAGCUGCGACCAGCGCUGCCACGACAACCAAUUUAGCCUCAGCUACAUCAUCUGCAAUGAUAACAUCAUCCACAGGAUCAAUGACAGCAAGACCAUCAGCCACUUCUACUAGUCAGGUUUCACUGGGCUCAACAUUGAAAAUGCCUGCCACGGUUCCAAUACUCUUAUUUUUCAUGAUGUUGGUCUUGGUUUAAAAUUCAUACAAAUUGCCUAUUAAAGUAAAAAUGUCUCAUUCAAUUGUAUACUUUCACGUGCAAACCCUUUUUAUUUGAAUAUCGGCUAGAAUCCGAUCCCAUUGGUAUAAAACGAUGAGGUUUUUUUGUUUAUGUUUAGAAUUGCUUUAAAAUACUUAUGUUUACGCUGGGAAGCCCUUAUUGAGC